AUGGUUAUUCUCAAAGGCCCUCGCACCCACCCAGCGAAACGCAGCCCUGGCACCCACCCAGCGAAACGCAGCCCUGGCACCCACCCAGCGAAACGCAGCCCUGGCACCCACCCAGCGAAACGCAGCCCUGGCACCCACCCAGCGAAACGCAGCCCUGGCACCCACCCAGCGAAACGCAGCCCUGGCACCCACCCAGCGAAACGCAGCCCUGGCACCCACCCAGCGAAACGCAGCCCUGGCACCCACCCAGCGAAACGCAGCCCUGGCACCCACCCAGCGAAACGCAGCCCUGGCACCCACCCAGCGAAACGCAGCCCUGGCACCCACCCAGCGAAACGCAGCCCUGGCACCCACCAGCGAAACGCAGCCCUGGCACCCACCAGCGAAACGCAGCCCUGGCACCCACCCAGCGAAACGCAGCCCUGGCACCCACCCAGCGAAACGCAGCCCUGGCACCCACCCAGCGAAACGCAGCCCUGGCACCCACCCAGCGAAACGCAGCCCUGGCACCCACCCAGCGAAACGCAGCCCUGGCACCCACCCAGCGAAACGCAGCCCUGGCACCCACCCAGCGAAAACGCAGCCCUGGCACCCACCCCAGCGAAACGCAGCCCUGGCACCCACCCAGCGAAACGCAGCCCUGGCACCCACCCACGAAACGCAGCCCUGGCACCCACCCACAAAACGCAGCCCUCGCACUCCACCAGUAAAACGCAGCCCUCGCACUCCACCAGUAAAACGCAGCCCUCGCACUCCACCAGUAAAACGCAGCCCUCGCACUCCACCAGUAAAACGCAGCCCUCGCACUCCACCAGUAAAACGCAGCCCUCGCACUCCACCAGUAAAACGCAGCCCUCGCACUCCACCAGUAAAACGCAGCCCUCGCACUCCACCAGUAAAACGCAGCCCUCGCACUCCACCAGUAAACCGCAGCCCUCGCACUCCACCAGUAAAACGCAGCCCUCGCACUCCACCAGUAAAACGCAGCCCUCGCACUCCACCAGUAAAACGCAGCCCUCGCACUCCACCAGUAAAACGCAGCCCUCGCACUCCACCAGUAAAACGCAGCCCUCGCACUCCACCAGUAAAACGCAGCCCUCGCACUCACCCAGUAAACGCAGCCCUUGCACUCACCCACUAAAACGCAGCCCUUGUACUCCACCAGUAAAACGCAGCCCUUGUACUCCACCAGUAAAACGCAGCCCUUGUACUCACCAGGUCAAACGCAGCCCUUGUACUCAACAGGUAAAACGCAGCCCUUGUACUCAACAGGUAAAACGCAGCCCUUGUACUCAACAGGUAAAACGCAGCCCUUGUACUCAACAGGUAAAACGCAGCCCUUGUACUCAACAGGAGAUUGCACAGCAUGUGAUGGAUAGAAAGUGCCUGAAUAAUGCUUCAUAA
Carcharodon carcharias (great white shark) is the source of this 1404-nucleotide messenger RNA. RefSeq names its product extensin-like. The record is from RefSeq and is a predicted model, not a curated record. NCBI's taxonomy places the organism in Eukaryota, Metazoa, Chordata, Chondrichthyes, Lamniformes, Lamnidae. The transcript is spliced from 5 exons. The coding region runs from base 1 to 1404 and encodes 467 amino acids.